Molecule: messenger RNA, 4741 nt
Organism: Drosophila eugracilis
Lineage: Eukaryota; Metazoa; Arthropoda; Insecta; Diptera; Drosophilidae
Gene: Ncc69
Product: solute carrier family 12 member 1
Exons: 19
Coding region: 814-4437 (1207 amino acids)
Biological process (GO): sodium ion homeostasis; chloride transmembrane transport; cell volume homeostasis
Cellular component (GO): membrane
Molecular function (GO): sodium:potassium:chloride symporter activity
Source: RefSeq, a predicted model, not a curated record
GCUCGAAAGUGUGCAAGAUACAAAUGCUUAAAAGUAUCUCCCAGAUACAAAGCCAUAUGUAUUAUUUGCCCCACCUAGGAAGCCCAUCCUAGCCUGCUCAUCCUACUGGAACACAAUUAAUUAUCUCUAAAAGAAAAUAGCGUUUUGCAGUGCGAGAAAGCGGAACCUCAAUGUAAAUGCAAAUGCCAAUGGCAAUUGCCACUGUGUGUGAAAGCCAAUGAAGUGCCCUUCUGUACAAACCAAUUUGUUUUGACGGUGCAAAAGUACUUUUGGGGAAUUUUAAGUGCGUCUCUAACAGUUCGUUUUGGAAUUCACCCGAAUCUCAAGUACUUAGAGCUCAUGGAACAGCACUGAUAAUACAGUAAUUAUUUGUAUGCCCAUUCGUAAAGCGAUCUUGGUUUUCGAAUUCGAAUUUCGCUGGCGCGGGUAAAUAUUUACCAAAAGAGUACGUACUAGUGCGUGUUUCAGUGAAAAGUGCAUUAAUUAUUGGAAAUUUGGCAGUCAGAAUUAAAAAAGAAAUAUUAAUUACCUGCCAGUUGGAUAUUCAUUUGUUGCCUUUCGAUAGCUUUAAGCGCUGGGAAAGUGCCACUUUAAUCGUCAGUAACGGAUGUCCUGAUUUUGCUUUGCCCACCAAGCCACACACACACAGGAAUACACCUACCUAUACAUACAAAAUUAGCCACUGUGGAUGGGUCGAUUGAAUAGGCUACCAAAAAGUUCCGACCCGCACACGGAAACCGCAAAGGCACUCUGUGAAAUCUUCCCGGGGCGAGGACCCCGAAAAACAAACGGCAAACAAAAACACAGGCCCAGAUGUCGGAUACAAUCUCCUUCGAGUUAGGCUCGGCCGCCGACCGGCCACCCAACAGGUUUCAAGUGAACCCCGUCAAUGGAAACAGUCGCAAGUCACAGGGGCCGGAUGGCCCAGGUUCGGGAUCCGGAUCAGGAGCAGUAGGACAAGGAGGACACGGAGAUGAUGGGCCGCACGAGGUCUAUCGUCGUCUAACAAACGCCGACGGCGAGCUGCUUGAGGACGACACAUUCGAUGCGACACAAAUGCUCAACCAACACCAGCCCAGGCAGCAGAGGCAAUCCAUCAAAUCAAGCUUCCGCGACAAGGAUAAACCGUCAAGGUUCAAGGAUCUUCAGACGACGACCCGCUUCCAGGUGGACCCGCAGAAUGAGGAGUCCGACGAGUCGAAUGACUCGCAGGAGGAGCGCGAGCUGCUGGACAACGAGUAUGACACAAAAUAUGGUAAAAGUUUCCGGCACUUCACUCGCGAGGCCUUACCCCGUUUGGACAACUACCGCAACAUGAUGUCCAUCCAGGCGGCCUACCGUCCAACGCUCGACGAGCUGCACAACGCGACGCUGGUGGGCAAGAACACGCACAGCUUGACGCGUAAUCAGGACCCGGAGUCGGGAAUCCUGAAUGGAGUCUUGAAAUUUGGCUGGAUCAAAGGUGUCCUCGUCCGAUGCCUGCUGAACAUCUGGGGCGUGAUGCUGUUCCUGCGACUCAGCUGGGUGGUGGGUCAGGCGGGCGUCAUUGAGGGCUUCGUAUUAAUACUGACAACGACUGCUGUCACGACCAUCACGGCCUUGUCGAUGUCGGCGAUAAGCACUAAUGGUGUCAUCAAAGGAGGUGGCACCUACUACAUGAUAUCCCGGUCUCUGGGGCCAGAGUUUGGUGGCUCCAUUGGACUGAUUUUCUCCCUGGCGAAUGCGGUUGCGUGUGCCAUGUAUGUAGUAGGCUUCUGCGAAUCAAUGUUGGCCAUGAUGGCGACCUUUGAGUGGGAAAUCAUUGACGGCGGUGUUCAGGAUGUACGCAUCAUAGGUUGCAUCACCAUCCUGUUGCUCUUAAUCAUCGUGGUCGUCGGCAUGGAGUGGGAGGCCAAGGCCCAAAUCGGACUACUUAUUAUCUUGCUAGUGGCGAUUGGCGACUUCGUUAUUGGCAGCUUCAUCGGACCAAAGAGUGAAUGGGAAGUGGCUAAGGGUUUCCUGGGAUACAAUGCAACUUUGUUUAAAAAUAAUCUGUUUCCUGACUAUCGGCCGGAGAAGAGCGGCAUUCAACAUGAUUUUUUCUCAGUGUUUGCUAUAUUCUUCCCUGCAGCUACGGGUAUUCUAGCAGGAGCUAAUAUCUCGGGAGAUCUGAAGGAUCCCUCAAAAUCCAUUCCCAAGGGCACUAUCCUUGCUAUCAUCAUCACUACCGGAACGUAUUUAAUCAUGGUCCUGCAGUGCGGUGCUACAGUGGCUCGCGAUGCCACCGGUAAUGUGACGGAUAUGGUCAAUGGCUCCUUUGCAUUCCUCGACUGUCAGCCUGGUGAAUGCAAUUACGGCUUGCAGAACUCUUUUCAGGUGAUUGAGUUGGUUUCUGGCUUUGGUCCGCUUAUUUACGCAGGUUGCUAUGCUGCCACUUUAUCCUCGGCUUUGGCCAGUUUGGUUUCUGCACCAAAGGUUUUCCAGGCUCUGUGCAAGGAUGAACUGUAUCCAAAGAUUGUUUGGUUCGCCAAGGGUUAUGGCAAGAACAAUGAGCCCGUUCGUGGUUAUGUUCUUACUUUUAUCAUUGCCUCGGCCUUCAUCUUGAUUGGAGAACUUAACUUGAUUGCCCCGCUCAUCUCAAACUUUUUCCUGGCCGCCUACAUGUUGAUCAACUUCAGUACCUUCCACGCCAGUCUGGCCAAGCCAGUGGGCUGGCGACCAACCUUUAAGUAUUACAAUAUGUGGCUGAGCCUGCUGGGCGCCAUUCUCUGCGUGGCCGUCAUGUUCCUCAUCUCGUGGGCCACUGCACUCAUCACCUUUGCGGCAGUGCUGGCUCUGUACUUAAUUGUGGCCUACCGGAAACCGGAUGUCAACUGGGGCUCCACGACACAGGCCCAGACAUACAAGAAUGCCCUGAUGUCGGUGCAGCAGCUGAAUAAUGUGGAGGAGCAUGUGAAGAACUAUAGGCCACAGAUCUUGGUUCUUUCCGGCUUGCCAAACACUCGACCUGUCCUCGUUGACCUGGCUUAUAUGCUUACGAAGAACUUAUCGCUGCUUGUUUGUGGUCAUGUCCUCAGGGGUUCCAGUUCCCAGAAAUAUCGUACAUAUCUGCAAGAAAGAGCAGCCAAUUGGUUCCGCAAGCAUCGUGUUAAGGGUUUCUAUGCUUUGGUGGAUGGUGAGGACUUCGAAUCGGGCACUCGGGCGCUGAUGCAGGCUUCGGGUAUUGGCAAACUUAAGCCGAACAUUAUCCUGAUGGGCUACAAGACUGACUGGCAGACAUGCGAUCACAAGGAGCUGGAUCAGUACUUCAAUGUGAUGCACAAGGCCCUGGACAUGUACCUGUCGGUGGCCAUAUUGCGAGUUCCCCAGGGCUUGGAUUGUUCACAGUUGUUGGGUUCCCAGGAUGGUUGGAAGACCGCAUCGGAUGUACCAAGAACCCUGCAGCCGAAUGAGAGUUCCGGGGACUUGCAGGCUGUGGAUAGCAGUGCUCGAAAUGGUUUGGGUGGCAGCAUUGAUUCGCUCAGCCGGAACGUAUCGCAAGAGGACCGAAACCGCAACCAGUUGCUCCAAAGCGAGCAGAGCAGCCUGAAGAUAGUCAAAUUGCGAUUCAAGCAGAGCCUGCGGAGAAUGCGCUCGUGGCCAGGUGCAGCAUCCAGCACGAGCGACCUGUCCUUCAUAGCGGGCAAUCAGUCGAAGGAUGUCUCCGGCAUGCCUGAUCCCUUGGACGCUAAGACAGCCAAUCUUGUGAGCAAUUCGCUGCGCAAGUCGAAGCUGAAACAUGAUGACCCGGCCUCCCUGUACAAGGGUCCCGGGGGAGUUGAGCUGCCUAAGGAGGUCCUCUCGGACCUCACCCAGUUCACUAGAAAGCGUAGCCACGCCGUCAUCGAUGUCUGGUGGCUCUACGACGAUGGUGGGCUCACUCUACUGCUGCCCUACAUCAUCAGUACCAGGCGCACCUGGCAAUCCUGCAAAUUGAGGGUUUAUGCUUUGGCUAACAAAAAGGCGGAGCUGGAGUUCGAGCAGCGCUCCAUGGCCAGUUUGCUGUCCAAAUUCCGGAUUGACUACUCGGAUCUGACGCUGAUUCCGGAUAUUACGAAGAAGCCUCUGGAAACAUCCACACAGUUCUUUAACGAGCUGAUCAAGGACUUUGUAGUGACCGAGAAGGAGGGCGAGAAUGGUAACAGCAGUAGGGCGACCCUCAACGAGGAUGAUGUUCACAUCACUGAUGACGAUCUGCUGGCGGUGCAGGACAAGACGAAUCGAUACCUUCGCCUGCGGGAAUACCUGCGAGAGCAGUCGACCAAAUCGGAUCUGGUGGUGAUGACACUGCCAAUGCCCCGGAAGAACAUUGUAUCCGCACCGCUGUACAUGGCCUGGCUGGAGAGUCUUAGUCGGGACAUGCCGCCCUUCCUUUUCGUGCGUGGCAACCAGACGAGUGUGCUGACCUUCUACUCGUAGGAUCAGCAGGCCAGAUUGGAUCUAUUGUAUUCUACUUACACCUACUGACACUCAAAACUCACCGUUAUUGUUAGGCGAACGAGUAUUUUAUCUCUUAGAAGUACCACCCAUGUACAUAAAAUUAGGGACACCCCACGGAACGCACAGAGGCACUGGCACCAGCAGAGGGAUCGGGAAUCAUCUGAUGGCCCGCAACUAGAUGUUUCAUAUUGUUUAAUGGAGGGGCUGCCUUUACCCCGAUCCAUCUCUGCCCCGUCAAUAUAAACAUUGUUCUAGAAAUCGUAUUUAAAUGCAGUGCAAAUAA